AGUUUGCUUAAACCUUAGUUUGUCUUUAAAUAUCACGUGUAUUUUGUUACGUUAAGAUAUGUAAAGAGUUUCAACAGUGUGAUUGUGACAGUAUUGUUUAAAUGCACCAUGUCAACAGCGGAAGUAAGGGUCGUUGCCUUGCGUUCACCAAAUUCGAAAGAACAAAGUCAUUUUAACUUAAGUAUCGAAAUCGUGCCAAAGAAAGAAGCCGAUUCCGUAGUAAAGGAAAGGCAAACAGAGGAGUUUGACGUAGAUGACUGUAUUGUUCCACAAAUGUCUACCGAUAUUGAACUGCCUUUGGAUGAGGACAAAAAAUGCCAGGUUAAAUUCGCCAUCGAAGGCGGUCUCAAGCCAGCUGCAGACAUGCAUGACGUAUGUACAUCUAUUGUUUUAACGUUUUUACUUUAACCAUUUCAAAUCAUUUCAAAUUAACAAAAACAUUAGAAUCUAAUUAUGAUUUGUUAUAAGUAUUUAACCAUUAUACUGGCAUCAAAUCAUUUAAUUAACGUUUUGAAUCCAAACGAUAUAUAAACAAUAGACUGCCAGCUACUGGGACAAUCCCUGUGUAUAAUCACAAGGCUAUGGUCCAAAAUACAUUGACCGAGAGAACAUCACAAACAGACCACGCAUGCAUCAAAACAGUUUCAUCAAAAAUUGAUGGUAUUACCUCCUUUGUCACGAGUUCGCUAAACACUUGUUCACUGGAUACAUUUAACAUGCUUGUGUUUUCUUCAAUUCAUCUGACUGUUUACUGAUUUAGGUGUGUAUAUUACUUCAUGUUGUAAACUAAUCAGAAUCGAUGUGUAAAUGCCAAUGGUCCAGUAAGUGAUCUUUUCACAAUAACAUUUCAGUAUUUGUAAGAGCGAUAGUUUGAUAUCCCCGUAAUCUGUAUUUUGAAGUGUGGCGAUGUAGGCAGUAUAUCUGUGUUCUUUGCGUCUUGAGCAAGCCGGUAAUUAAAUUUCUGACCGCUGGGCAUGUCCCGAUAGUUACUUUCAGUUGGCUUCAGACCGGGGCAGAAACUAUUAUACGUGCAUCCUGACAUUUUCCUGUCGUACGCUCAUCUUUUUUUCAAGGCGAAUAUAUGAUAGUGUAUUCAGAUGAAGGAAAAACAGAUGCCCGAAAAAUCCUGUUUUUAAUUUCAAACAAUGUUUCGGACAAUGCCAGCAUUGUUUUCAAAGUAGGAGACACGUUCAAACACGAGGUAUGUUUUUUAUCGUCCAUAGUCAAUGUAUACCAUCAGUGUUUGUUAAUAUCCGACCAUAUUUAUUAACACCCAUUUUGAACCAGUAUCGGCAGUUUUUUGUAGUUAAUUGGUACACUUGAAUUAGGCUUUUUAUUAACAAAUGUUGAAACAAGUUUGUUUAGUUAAUAUUACAAUGCAUUAUUUCUCUGGCUUACCAUGAAUACUACAAUCCAGUCUGUAAAAUUGAACAGUGAUAAUUUUAGCAGUUUUAACAUGCUUUUUUUUUCUCAUGAUGUUGGCUAUUAGACCACUUAGCCAUCCCGAUUUGGUUUAUCCGUGUAGAAUCAUAUAAUGUAUUGCAUUUAUGUUCAUCCACAGUUGUAAAAACAAAUCUAAAACUUGCAUUUUUUCAAUUAAAAAACGCGACAUGACAAACAUUAAAACGGUUACAUUUUACAAUGGCUGUGAAAUUGAAAACUAACUUUUAUAAAUAUUCUGAUAUUUAGAUAAACAUUGUUGAUAUCCCGUGUCAAACAGAAACAGUUUCUCCUGGACUGGUUGCGGUGAGCAUCUCUGGUGGCGCCACCUCAGGUGCGAGCAGUAAUGAACCAUCCAAUGGCAAGAAUAUGAUGUUUCGCUAUACUGUUAAAAAUGAAAUCAAAGCCCCCCUACUUCAACCACUCCGAAGACCUAUUUAUCGUAGACAAAAAACCACUUGUUUUCUACAUGAAUACUGCUUGUAAAAAAUAUCCGGAUGAAUUUACAACCUACUCGGCUACCUACUUUCCAAAACUUGGCUUCUUUAUUGACUCAAUAAACGGUUUGGCCGGCGACUGGGGUACUGAUAAGUCAUAUUGGAGAAUACUAAACUUCAGUCAACCUCUGUCUGUCGGGGUGAGUUCGUAUGUUCCAAGACCGGGCGAUAACAUCGUAUUUAACUUCACCAUAUAUGAAAAAGGAAACUGUACUGACCAUGAAACAACGACAGAGACUCCUUCCAAGAUGAGCUCCAAUCCGCAAGUCGUUACUUCGACUCAGAAGUUUAGAUACACAGUCUGCAACGACACGAUGAAAACCUGCUGUCCACCUUCCGUCCGCCUGGGAAUUGAAGACAAACAGCCGCUGAUUUACUAUAUGGAGAAGGCAUGCGACAAAUACCCCAAGAAAUUCAAAAAAUUCACCGUGUCCUACAAGCAAUCUUUAAAUGGUUACGUCGUUGUUGCGAUUAAUGAAGUCAUUGGAAAUCGGGACGAGAAGACAAUCUGGCGCAUUCUGAACGCGACAGGCCGGGUCGACUUAGGUGCGAGCAGUUACGUCCCCACUCCUGACGAUGAAAUCACCCUACGAUUUGAAAACCAAGACAAAUCGACUCCAUGUCCGAACAAUUGCAACGGUUGCUGCCAUAUAUUGUAAUUCAUUUUCCUACGACAAUGGUCCAAAUAUUGAAAUAAGGGACGAUGAAGAAUUACGCGAUGAAAAUCAAAAACUUGUCUUAAAACUAUAAUCGAUUUUGGUGUUUGGGAAUCAGCUCUAGGGUAGUAUUCGAUAUGCAACUUAAUUUAAUCUUAUGACCAUACAUUAUUGACUUCAUUCACCGUGAAAGUCAGUUAUUUUUUUAUCACGCAAUCCGAUUAGCUGCAUCGUUCUUAGAUCCAAAUAUUGAGUAUCACCCCUUGUCAAUGAACUCAGUACAUGUAACUGUGAGGGAAAAUUCAACUUUAGCUACCAUUAUUUCUGUCUUUUGUUCUGUCGGUGAGUCCUUAUAAAUCCUCCAAACCACUGAUACGGAUAUUUAACAUUUAUACUCAAAAAACUACAACACUUUUGUAUGUAUAUAUAUAUAAAUACUAUAUAUAUUUAUUGUUAUUGUGCGUGUUGUGUAUCAUAAUACAACAGUAGCUAGUGUAUUUAUAAUAAUAUAUAUAUUACAUCAUAAAUUUAAUGCAAUAUAAAAUGUAAGAUAAGCAUUAGCAAAAUUCCUUUUUAUUUAGUUUUUUUCAGUUUUAUGUGCCUAAUUGUUUCAACAAUUGUUUGUUUUCUUUUGCUGUUUUCUUUCUUUCUUUAAAAUUUAGGAUAAGCUAUCGAAGUCUAGCAUCGGUUAUGGUACAUUUUGCUACGGUAUAUUUGGCAAAAAAUAGGCUUUAUUAACAACCCUUAAUGACUUUAACUCCAGAAAAAAUGUAAAUUUAACCAUAAUUUCACAUGUGUAGAACUCUCAACUCUGCUUGAUUUAUUCCGGAAAUGGACUCCUUCAGGUUCAAUGAAAAUCAACCGUACUAUAGCCGGUUAUUCUCGACAUUUAAAGCGUUACUCAUCGUCUGUCGAAAUCAGGCAUAAUUCCUAACAAAUGAUAAAAACAUACAAUAUAACCCAGAUUGUUGUUUUUUUCAUUUUAAGUUAUUUGUUACAAUUGAAAAUAAGACAUAUGGACCCUUGUUGAAAUAAUUAAUACCAUAUAUCUCGUAUAGCCAUACCCAUUGUGCUUUAUAUAUGAUAUAUAGUAAUGCUGUCCCUAUGUGAGGACAUUAUGGCUUUGUGACAUAAAUGUUGAAAGUUGAAAGAAUUCGGCGUAAUGCCACAUAGCUACGUGUGAGAACGUAUAUGCUCAGUUUGAUUUAGCAUGAAUAAUGUGUUUCAUCAAUAGUUAUUGCAAAUUUAAACAAUGAAAGUAGCAGGGUAUACGUACAUUGACUGUGUGUAGAUUAAAUUGAUAUUUUGGAGUGUUUCAGACAGGUUUUUACUUAUAGUUAGUAAUCUUAUUUAUAUAUUCCCAAUAAAAACUACUGUAACAUA
Molecule: messenger RNA, 3976 nt
Organism: Mya arenaria
Lineage: Eukaryota; Metazoa; Mollusca; Bivalvia; Myida; Myidae
Exons: 7
Coding region: 1835-2596 (253 amino acids)
Source: RefSeq, a predicted model, not a curated record